AUGAAAAUAUUGUCCAAAGGUUGUGAAUUAGUGGCUGUACAAAAUGAGAAGAUACACUCUAUUAAAAAUGAACAUUAUCUACAAAAUGAAGAUGUUGAAUUGUAUAUAUUUUAAGAUGAAAGUGUUAAAUCCAUAGAAUACAUACAUUACAAAGAUAUACUUAAAAAAGGUAAACCUAAUUACAUUCUAGGAAUUAAAAAAAUUAGUGGAUCAGGAGGUUUAGAGAUAGUUAUUACAAAUUGUACCAAUCCCAACUAAUUAAUUACUGAAUAAAAUGACUAAGAAUUCAAUUGUCAAGCAGUUAGAAAAUGGUUAAACUUUAAGUCAUAGAAUUAGUUACAUUAAUUCAAUUAACUUUACAGAACACUUAAAGAUGUAUAAUAUUCUUAUCAUUACAUAGCUAUAAAAUGCAUAAACAACAGUUACUCCAGUCUAAUAGGAUGAUACACUAGAUGUAUUCCGUAGUUGUGUAGAUCUUUCUGUCCUUACUAAUAGAAAUGACAGUCUCAAAGAAUUAGAAUAACAAUAUGUCUAAGGUCAAAUGAAAUGGGCUUAAAUUGAUAUGGAAAAUGCUCAAUUGGCCACUAAAAUUCAAUUAUUGCAAUUCGAAUUAUAAUAAAGAAAGCAAGAAAUCAAUAAACUUAAAUUCUAAUAUGAAAAUAAUGCUUAUUAAUUAUUGUAAUCCAAAUAAUAGUUAGGAGAUGUAAUCAAUUAGGCUAUAGAAAUUAAAGAUUCCUAAAUUUUAGCAAAACUUGGAUUAUGA
Paramecium pentaurelia is the source of this 763-nucleotide messenger RNA. NCBI's taxonomy places the organism in Eukaryota, Ciliophora, Oligohymenophorea, Peniculida, Parameciidae. The record is from the annotation of a GenBank genome assembly.